AUGAAGUCUCUUGGUUUCGCUCUACUCGGUUUGCUCUGCUGCACUGUGCUGGCAUGGGCUGAGGAUACGGCUAUUCAAGAUCCUCCAAUUCCACCGCAGAAUGAAACAGAAGCUCUGCCAAUUAUAAACUUAUUCAGUUAUGCAACCACCGGCACCACACCACCAUUAUAUGGCUUAAGUCUGUAUAAGAUGAAUUGGUUUCAGGCUGAGCAAUAUUGUGCUGCUAAUCAGUACACCCUCGCCAGCAUUCCAUCAUCUACUGAACAGGCGGCAAUAAUGGCAUUUAUUCAAACUGAAGUCAAGGACAUAACUGAGCUGUCGUCACUUUUUACGGAGCCAAUGUGGACCUCGGGCACAAAUCAGGGAGCAGGCAGCUACUAUAUGUGGCAAGGCACGGGAACCCGUGUUGGGUAUAACAAUUUCCAGAGUACUCCAAGAGCAAACACCAACCAUUGCUUGACCCUAAAUGGAAUGACUGGCCAAUGGAGCACCGAUAACUGUAGAACUGAGCGUUACUUUUUGUGUCAAAAAGAAAUGCACAUAGUAAAUCCCAUACUUAUUGACAUUUGCCCUAUCAUCUUUAUAUUUUGGUGAUGGCAAAUUGAAAAAUAUAUUAAACUGAAAUAGUUGCAUUCAAAAAUA
Molecule: messenger RNA, 642 nt
Organism: Drosophila grimshawi
Lineage: Eukaryota; Metazoa; Arthropoda; Insecta; Diptera; Drosophilidae
Product: snaclec GPIB-binding protein subunit beta-like
Exons: 2
Coding region: 1-594 (197 amino acids)
Biological process (GO): biological process involved in interspecies interaction between organisms
Cellular component (GO): external side of plasma membrane
Molecular function (GO): carbohydrate binding
Source: RefSeq, a predicted model, not a curated record